Aspergillus alliaceus is the source of this 1640-nucleotide messenger RNA. RefSeq lists its product as uncharacterized. Bases 147 to 1175 code for a protein of 342 amino acids. NCBI's taxonomy places the organism in Eukaryota, Fungi, Ascomycota, Eurotiomycetes, Eurotiales, Aspergillaceae. The transcript has 2 exons. The record is from RefSeq and is a predicted model, not a curated record.
AAAAACGCGUUAUUUUCGUGAUUGGUCGAAGGAAGGACGAAAUGAGGCACCACAUACGGGGUUCAUUAUAAAACCCACCGUCCUACCCCCCCCCUCUUGUCAUCCCCCAAAUACCUGCACCAUUAACCCUCCUCAAUACCUAGAUUAUGGCUUACACCCCCCGCCCAAAUUUCCUAUUGUCGCUCUUCCGCCAAUCGUUAAACACAUUUAUCCAUUCCUCGGGUGAUUACCCUCUCUUAGCGCGAGCUCAUAGACUGUUACAAGAGGAGCCUGGCCAAGCAAAUAGCCCUGUUUUGUUAAUCCCAAUUACUGUGGGUAUUGCCCUGCAUUUACUGAUCCAAUAUGUGGUCGGCCAUGUGAUGAUGUCUGUAUUAAUCCUCGAAACCGCUAACACCCAGGCAAACUCUCAUGAAUUGGGCGGUGGUAAACGGACUCCCUCUUGCCAACGGCUCAUACGCACGCUUUCUUCCCUUUACAGCAAGGGUGGCCUCCGACUCCUUUUUAGUGGCUUUGGUGCUGCGUGUUCUUACUGGGCUGCUCAAUCAUGUGUAACGAAACUGUUGUCGUCUCUGGUCUUGCCAUAUAAAUCCCUACAACCGCUCGCCUAUAUUACCUCAUCUGUCCUGCUCGCAGAGACCCAUUUUUUCUGGUCUGCUCGUACGAUUCUUAUUCGAGAAGACCAAAUCAACAACGUUAGCAGACACCGCAACUGGAGACGAUGGAAAUCUCUGGCCGUUCCAGCCCUGAUCCAUGCCGCUACUGAGACAUUUAUGAAUCAUAGCCCUGCCAUAAUAGAGGACCUUACCAGUACACCCCAAGGGCAUGUCACAGUAGCGAUAAAGUCAAACAUCAUCAUGUCCGAUAUCUUGGUAUCCGCCUUUAUGCUGGUUCUUCAUGUUCUGCUCCUCCUUCCCUCAUAUAUCGUCUUGAUAUCAGUUGAGGCAAGCUUCCUUCCUCAGACAUGCGAAACCAUUGUUCUUUCCUCCUCCAGUCAGCGAGCAAGAUGUGUUCGAGAACUAUUUCCGACUGCCGAACUACCGCUACAGGCACAGAAGGCGUGGCAGAUGGUAGGGACUGGAAGAUUACUGUGGUGUCUUGAAUUACAUGUGAAGAUGUGCUUCUGUUUGUUGUCUAUUACGGCCAUUGUUCAUCCCCUUGUUCGCUACUUACUUUAGGGAUUGAACAAGGAGAGGCAUCAGCUGAACAAGAAACUAUGAUCUUCCCCUCUGCGCAUGUAAGCCAAGAUCCCAGUUUUCGCAAGUGUCGACCAGCGACGAAAAAGGAGCAAAAAAGGCUUUGGCAACUGCACUAGUAUGUUUGGAGUUUCUUGGGACAUAAGAACUUGAGGCAGAUGGUGUUUAACGCUCUUUGUGGAGGGCUUUCCAGUACUGAGUCCGAAUAGAAGGAAACUAUGAGUUUGCUCCAGAAUAGGGCCUUCUGUACCAUUUCGAUAGGUUUAGAAUAAAUACCAAGAACAGGAAAGGUCGAGGGUCUAAACUGAUUAGUUUAACAACAUGAAUCAGUACUUGAGGCUAGAUUGAAGUCCGGUGUUCACAGCCUUUGUGCAAAAAGAGGCACUAAAUAGGUUUCGAUAAUUAUCAACAGAGGCAAAUUACUUAAAAUAGAUGAGUAAAACAAGC